Molecule: messenger RNA, 966 nt
Organism: Orycteropus afer afer
Lineage: Eukaryota; Metazoa; Chordata; Mammalia; Tubulidentata; Orycteropodidae
Product: olfactory receptor 6K6
Exons: 1
Biological process (GO): G protein-coupled receptor signaling pathway
Cellular component (GO): membrane
Molecular function (GO): G protein-coupled receptor activity; olfactory receptor activity
Source: RefSeq, a predicted model, not a curated record
AUGACACAACUGAUUAUCAGUGAGAAUCAGACAAUAGUGACUGAGUUCUUCUUCUCUAUUUUCCCACAUCUGCAUGAAGGUGGUCUCUUAUUCUUUAUUCCCUUGCUUUUCAUCUAUGGAUUUAUCAUAACUGGGAACCUCAUGAUAUUCAUUGUCAUCCAGCUGGACAUUUCACUCCACACCCCAAUGUAUUUCUUCAUCAGUGCCCUCUCCUUCCUGGAGAUCUGGUAUACCACAACCACCAUCCCAAAGAUACUGUCCAACCUAGUCAGUGAGCAGAAGACCAUCUCUCUGGCUGGCUGUCUCCUUCAGAUGUACUUCUUCCACUCACUUGGCAUCACAGAAGGUUGUGUCCUAACAGCAAUGGCUAUUGACAGGUACAUAGCUAUCUGCAAUCCUCUCCGUUACCCAACCAUCAUGACUCCCAAAUUGUGUAUUCAGCUGACAGCUGGCUCUUGCCUCUGUGGCUUCCUCCUUGUUCUCCCUGAGAUUGCAUGGAUUGCCAUCUUGCCUUUCUGUGGCUCCAACCAGAUCUGGCAGAUCUUCUGUGACUUCACUCCUGUACUAAGGCUGGCCUGCACAGAUACAUCACUGGUGGUCAUUGUGGAUGCCAUUCAUGCAGUGGAAAUCCUGGCUUCCUUCCUGGUCAUUGCCCUAUCUUACAUUCGGAUCAUUGUGGUCAUCCUGAGGAUGCCCUCGGUGGAGGGCCGUCACAAGGCCUUUUCCACUUGUGCUGCACACCUUGCUGUAUUUCUGCUGUUUUUUGGCAGUGUGGCUGUCAUGUAUUUGUGAUUCUCAGCCACCUAUUCAGUGUUCUGGGACACAGCAAUUGCUGCCACUUUUGUUAUCCUCGCUCCCUUGCUCAACCCCCUCAUUUACAGCCUCAGAAACAAGGAUAUGAAAGAUGCCAUUAGGAGACUUUUCUACUCUCAGAAGAGGGCUGGUGGGGCUAGGAGACAGAUCUAG